CAGCGCCAGACAUCAUUUUCCAAGAGUUUAGUGUUUCGCCCGUGUUUCCGAGCUCACAUCGCAGUCGACAGACAGUGGGCAGGCCGGAUGCUAAUUUGGUUCAAUUCCCUGCAGAGUGAUUUUAAGCUUCACAUGUAUCGCAGUGCUACGGGUGGAGGCGCCUCUGUCCUACAAACUUUAUGGAUUCCGCUACAAACGUGUAAUUUUGAAAUACGCUUUGUAUUUGGCGUUUAAAGGCCAUUUCACUUGUACACGGGAUCUAGACAAUUAACUGAAAAAAAAAUGAUUCCCCGAACGGGUGUGGGCUAUGGGGUGGAGGUCUGAGGCAUGGCCUGGUUCUAGCCCCCCUGGGUGAACAACACCCAGUAGCCCUGAGAUGAUGAGUGGCCCUCCGCCCUGGCACUCCUCUAAGUGAUGAACACCCCUGCCAUCCUCCUCCUCAUCCUGUCUGUCCUGUGCAGAACUGUGCUUGUGUCAACGAAGUCGGUGAAGCACACAGUUGAGGAAUGGAACAAAUACAGGAGCGAGUGCCUGCUGAGAAUGAGCACGGACCCCACACCCCCAGGCUUAUUCUGCGGCCGCAUGUUUGACAUGUACGCCUGCUGGCCGGAGGGCAUCCCCAACACCACCGUUAAAGUGCCCUGCCCGUGGUACCUCCCCUGGUACAACCAAGUUCGUAAUGGAUAUGUGUUGCGGGAGUGUGGGCCUGAUGGCCAAUGGGCCAUUAACAACACCAGUAGCACCUGGAGGGACCACUCCCAGUGCAACGCAGACAAUAACCAGCAGGUGGCACAGGAGAACCAGAUGGUGAUCUUGGCCUACUUCCGGGUGAUGUACACUGUGGGCUACUCUCUGUCCCUGGCCAGCCUUUCCCUGGCCCUCAUCAUACUGCUUAUCUUCAGGAAACUAAGGUGCACCAGGAACUAUAUCCACACCAAUCUGUUUGCGUCCUUCAUCCUGCGAGCCAUAUCCAUCCUCACCAGAGAUGCUGUUCUCACCAGGGGCACCCCCGAGUUCAGAGACAACAGAGACGUGUCCAACGCCCUAAGUGAUCAGGCUCUCUCUGGCUGCCGUGUGGCCCAGGUGCUGAUGCAGUACUGCGUGGGGGCUAACUACUACUGGCUGCUGGUGGAAGGCCUGUACCUUCACAACCUGCUGGUGCUCAUGGUCUUCUCUGAGAACAGCUACUUCUGUGGAUACCUCUUCAUCGGCUGGGGUGGAUACACACGCACACUCACACAUACAGAUGGACACACACACACAUAUGAUAAAUUAUAUAAAUGCUGUUUCCUGACAGUAAUGUAUGGGUUUAUGACACUGUGUGUAGGAACCCCAGUGUUAUUUGUGGUCCCCUGGAUUAUUGUGCGGUACCUGUAUGAGAAUGCACGGUGCUGGGAGAUCAACGAGAACAUGGCGUACUGGUGGAUCAUCCGCACACCCAUCCUCCUGGCCAUUCUGGUCAACUUUUUCAUAUUUAUUCGGAUCAUACAGAUCCUUGUCUCCAAAUUAAAGGCGCGCCAAAUGAGGUACACAGAUUAUAAAUUCAGGUUGGCUAAGUCCACUCUGACCCUCAUCCCUCUCCUGGGCAUCCAUGAGGUUGUCUUUGCUGUGAUGUCAGAGGAACAGACAGAGGGCAUCCUCCGAAAUAUCAACCUCUUCUUUGAACUUUUCUUCAAUUCUUUCCAGGGUCUCCUGGUUGCCAUCCUGUACUGCUUCGUCAAUAAAGAGGUGCAGUCAGAGAUAAAGAAGAAGUGGCAGCGAUGGAAGCUGGGCAUGACCGUCCUGGACGAUCUUCGCAACACCGGCAGCAACACGCCACAGGGGGGCACCGGCGGCGGGCAGUGCCACCACGACCCGCCCUGCCAGCCUGACUGUCCACAGGAGGAUAUCCACAACCUCUCCUCGGACGCCUCCGCCUCGGAGCCGCAUGCCCACCCGCGCCCACACCACCACCCAGGGGCCAAGAAGGGCAAGGCCUACUGCUACAUUUCCGCCCGCAAGCAGGUGCUGAACGGCCUUGAUGGAACUCCGCUGGGCAACGGGGGAGGAGAAGGAGCCAUCAAAUACUCUGAGAGCUACUGCUGAGUGGCCCUGUUGGGGGCUAACGAGGGCUAACGAGUAGCUGGCUACCUUUGUAAUUUCUAGUGAAAGGAAUCCGACCCAGACAAUCACCUGCUUCCGAUUCAGUUGUGUACUUCCAGAUCUAUGUGGCCUACUUGGUGUUUCGUCGAACCCAUGUCUUAAUAAUUGUAUGAACAUGAUCCGGGACUCUUUGGAUGAUUGCCAGAAUGCCUUUUCUGCACUGUGUGUUGUGCCUCCUAGAGGCUUCCAGUGGCAGAUAAGAUGACCCAUCCCAAGUGAAAUAUCGCCUCAAUCGACCCAGAUGUUGAGGAAAGCUACUUAAAUUAGGAAAUGAACACCGUCCAACCCUUAUCUGCUCAGAUUUUACUGUUUUGGGGGGUUUGCCUCUUUGUUCUCUACCUCUCGCUCUACUUGUGGACAAAGUGGAAAAGUUACGUACCAACCAUGGACCGUCUUUUCAUGUGCAAUGGAUAUUAUAACAAUAGUGUGUUUUAUAUGUUGGUAUUGGAAAAAGUCUCUGUGAGUGACUUAGAAAAGGCAAGAGGUGAGCAAACCAAUACUGUCUUCCCCAGUGAGUUAGCCACACACACACACACUGGUUUCCCUAGGCAACGCUGUGUUUUGAAUUCCUCUCACCCAACCGUUGAAAACCUCUCAUGCCCUUUGCUCUCUAGCCAUACGUUUAUCGCAACCUUAUAGUCGUAGCUGAAUACAGUGAGCAAAGGAACCGCGCUCUUACGCAAUACCAAUAUCAUAGACCUGACUCCUGCAAAAUGACUCGAGGCUGAGAAAGACAGGCACGUAAUCAGAAACAUCUAAGGAGGGUUCGAUCACAUGCACUAUAUAGAAGAUAACUAGCAAGAGAUGUAUUCUUCAAAUGGAGUCAGUGGGGGAAGGGGAGUUCCUUUACUGCGCUGUCUAAAGGGGUUGAAUGAUUUGUAAUGUCCUAUUAACAUAGUGAAAACUAUCACAGAAUGGAAGGUGACCAUAAUCCAGAGGUCUUUUAAGCGCUGUAUCUAUACGCCACAGGAGGUUGGUGGCACCUUACUUGGGGAGGACAGGCUCAUGGUAAUGGUUGGAGUGGAAUAGGCGGAAUGGUAUCAAAUAUAUGAAACACAUGGUUUCCAUGCGUUUGAUUCCAUUCCAUUUGCUCCGUUCCAGCCAUUAUUAUGAUCCGUCCUCCCCUCAGCGGCCUUGGUGCAGUCUGCGGCACCUUCUGUAAUAUUCUCCAUUUAUCACAGGUUUGUGGAGUCUGGGAUGAAAAUGAUCUCUCUCGUGGUGAGUUAUGAUAGCCUGUUAUUCACCACAAAUCGUUUUUUUCUUGUAGCUUUUCCAGACUAACCACAACCACUUACCACCCAGCUGAAGGUUUUACAUCCUGCUGAGCACAGGUCGUAACAUGCCAAGAGGGAAUCUCUCCUCUGCUUCUGGGGAUUAAGGUCCCAGCGCCCCUGCAGCCAUGUAGCUUAAUCACUAUGGUUCAAUAGGAAAUGGCGCUCUACACGAUAGACCACAGCCACAAAUACACAUUUAGUAUUCUGCUGCAUGCGUGUUGAUAGUAUGCUGUAGGUCUACAUGUCUGACGUCAUGUUUGCAAAGCUAGGAUCCAUUCUGUUCAUCCUCUGUGAAGACGUCUGGAAGACGUCUGGUACGUUACAUACAUCUGUGUAAGGGUGCCAAAAACUCAGUUCUCCGUGCUGGAAUCUGUGAGAAACAAAAUAUUUUGCACUGAUCUCACCCUCAGUGAAGUUUUGAAACACCAAUUACCCAAUAUGAGUUUAGCUACAGGUGCUUUAUUUGAACCCAGCUAACAAUCCCCCACUCUUAUUUAGAGACGGGUUUCAAUCUAAAACUAGUACAGCACAACCCUAACUUCUCCAGAUAUAGCUUGACUACUCUGUGUGUAUGGAUCUGUCUGAGCAUCCAGAGCCCUCAACUCAUUUUACUGUUUGUAAUUAGUCUCUUCUUGAGGGUCACAUUGCACCUAAUGGCUCCCCACCGGUUGAACAGGGGUUCUGUAUAAAUGUAGGCAAUUAAACCAGGCAAUCUCCAACUUCACUUCUGAAAUAGCUCCUCUAACCAACAUACAUACCAACAUAAAGGCCCGAUCUUCACACAUACCAAUGGAGUAAUGAGGUAGCCUUGUCUUUCUGUCUUCCUAUUCACUCCAAAUGGGAACCCGUUACCCAAGCAUGUCCACCAUCUCUCAGUGUCAACAAAAUGCAGCAUGUCAUACAAAUGAACAUUCAUUUUGUCACCAGGAGUAUUCCUAAUAGGGUCAUUACUGGUGCAUGACAGAGGGGCCUCAAUGCCUCUGGUGGCAUAGAUCAUUACUCUACUAGUGUGUGUGUGUGUGUGUGUGUGUGUGUGUGUGUGUGUGUGUGUGUGUGUGUGUGUGUGUGUGUGUGUGUGUGUGUGUGUGUGUGUGUGUGUGUGUGUGUGUGUGUGUGUGUGUGUGUGUGUGUGUGUGCUAUUAUCUUAAUUUCCAAAGUGGCUUGGCUGAUCCUCACAACUGAAAUAGCAUUCACGAACUGAGCAUUGCACUUCACAAAUAUCUUCUAGUAUAAUGUACCUUUGGCAACAGCACGCAUAGCCUUUGGAAUUUCUUUGGCAAACAUGACAAAAUACUGUGUUGUUUGUAAAAUUGCUUAUGUCAGACAUUGACCUUUCAAUUAAAAAAUGACCAGAUGUAGCAUAUAGUUAGUUAGCAUUGUUAGUAUGUGUUACAGGGGUGCCGUGACCUGGAUCUAGAGAGUGGAUCCAGUAAAUUGAGGUCAAAGGGAUGUAGAUUCAAUGGAAGCCUAUGUUAGAACCGUGCAGUGGGUUAGGACUGUACUGUCCCCCUGGACCCAUAAUACUUUGGGUCCAUUGUGGCAGAGGUGGAACGUGUUACAUAAACGGACAUGACCUUCUGACGUGACUCCACAUGUUCCAAAUACCUGUCAACAGGUAAACUUGGCGCACUGACACUCAAAUGAUAUUUAACUCUGUGUGAGUAGGUUAUCAUCACCGGGAGAUUACAGAACAAAGAGCAGCACUAAAUCUCACAUUUAAGACUAUGUGACAUGAAUGGACACUAUUUUUACUCACUUUUUAGUUACGUGUUUGUUAUUUAAAUUAAAUUAUUCUUAAUCUGACAGUAUUUGUCUAUUGUUUUUUUGUAUCUAACAAAAAAAUGGACAUUAAUAAUGACAUGACAACUUUGCUGUUGAGCUUCCUUAUUCAGAAAAGAAAUCACAUUGAAUUUCAUCAAGAUUAAAAGCUGUUUGAACAAUUAAA
Molecule: messenger RNA, 5361 nt
Organism: Salvelinus fontinalis (brook trout)
Lineage: Eukaryota; Metazoa; Chordata; Actinopteri; Salmoniformes; Salmonidae
Product: glucagon receptor-like
Exons: 13
Coding region: 415-2085 (556 amino acids)
Biological process (GO): adenylate cyclase-modulating G protein-coupled receptor signaling pathway; cell surface receptor signaling pathway
Cellular component (GO): plasma membrane
Molecular function (GO): gastric inhibitory peptide receptor activity; peptide hormone binding; G protein-coupled peptide receptor activity
Source: RefSeq, a predicted model, not a curated record